AAAAAAAGUAUUUUUGUUCUUCAGUUUGCCGCUGCCGAAGAUCGCCUGCCGCCUUAAUGUAAGUACCCAGAUAAAGGUGAGGGGUAGCGAAUCACAGCUUUGGCGGUCUGGAAUACGUAAAGCUUAAGGUCUUCCUCUUUUUUUUUCUUCCCCUUCUCCGUCAUACCGAGAAGAUACCAUAGUCUGUAGUAUGAUAUAAAUUGGCACAACUAGAGGUCCUACAUACGAACCCCCCUCCUUCCAUACACCACCCCUCUUAGAAAACUAACACUCUAACCAGUUCGAUAUUGACGCAUACCAUGUCCUUUCUUCCUCUCCCUCCACGCCAACUCUUUUAUGACGGCAAAGUUCAGUCUGCUUCAUCCGGCAAGACUUUUCAAUCUGUCAAUCCCUCCGACGCCACCCCGCUUGCCGAAAUUCAAGUUGCCUCCCAUUCUGAUAUUGACGCAGCUAUCGCUGCUGCUGACCGAGCAUUUCCCUCCUGGUCACAAACCCCUCCUAUUGCUCGCGCGCGUAUCCUCCAGAAGGCGUCUCUUAUACUCCGUGAACGAAAUGACGAAAUCGCUCGGGUUGAAUCUCUAGAUUCCGGGAAGGCUUUCACAGAAACUAGUACAGUGGAUGUUGUCACAGGCGCUGACGUUCUGGAGUACUAUGCGAACCUUGUUGGAGGGGGUGGUCUGAACGGGGAGACCACUCAGCUGAGAGAAGACGCUUGGGUGUUCACUAAGAAGGCUCCUUUGGGAGUCUGUGUGGGAAUCGGUGCAUGGAAUUAUCCCAUCCAAAUUGCCCUCUGGAAAUCCGCCCCUUGCCUUGCUGCUGGAAACACCAUGGUCUACAAGCCCAGUGAAUUUACACCGCUUCAUGCGCAGACUUUGGCAGAGAUUUACAAGGAAGCUGGACUUCCUGAUGGUGUGUUCAACAUUGUUUAUGGUGCCGGUGAUGUUGGUGCUUACCUGACCUCCCACCCAACAAUCGCCAAGGUCUCCUUCACUGGCCAGGUGGCCACUGGAAUGAAGGUCGCCGGUUCCGCCGCUGGCAACAUGAAAUAUGUAACCAUGGAACUUGGAGGGAAAAGCCCUCUGGUUAUCCUUCCUGAUGCAGAGCUUGAAAAUGCUGUCGAUGGAGCUAUGAUGGCCAACUUCUACAGUACCGGUCAGGUCUGUACCAAUGGCACCCGUGUGUUUGUGCCUUCUAGCAUGAAAGUAGCUUUCGAGCACCACUUGCUCGAAAAGAUGCAGUACAUUCGCCCCGGCCCCUUGUUCGAUGAAGCUACCAACUUCGGCCCCUUGAGCUCCGCCGUCCAUCGUGAGAAGGUAAUUUCCUAUAUUCGUCAUGGUAUCGAGACGGACAAGGCUACCCUCCUUUACGGCGGGCUUGGCAAGCCUCAAGUUUCAAAGGAGCUAGAGAACGGAUUCUGGGUCCAGCCCACCAUUUUCACUGAUUGCAAGGAUGACAUGCUUAUUGUCAAGGAAGAGAUAUUUGGCCCCGUAAUGUCGAUUUUGUACUACGAGACCAUUGAAGAAGCCGUCCGACGGGCCAACGCUACCGAGCUUGGCCUGGCGGCAGGUGUCUUCACCAAGGAUGUCAACUUGGCCCAUCGCAUUAUCGACCAACUCCAGGCGGGUAUUACUUGGGUAAACACCUGGGGAGAAAGCCCGGCUGAAAUGGCAGUGGGUGGAUGGAAGAAGAGCGGUCUCGGCGUUGAGAACGGCCGUAGGGGUAUUGAAGCUUGGGUGAAGAACAAGAGCACUCUUGUCGAUAUGAAUGGUGCUGUAGCAACUGUAUUUGCUAAGCUCUAGGCAAUGACUGGCACAUAGAUGUUUUAAAAAAUAGUUGGAGCCAUUACUUAUGUCUAUUUUCUUUCCUAAGCACUUCACGAUAUAUGUGACUUGAGACAAAUGAACCAUACAUGCACACUUUACGACAAUGAACUUGGCCACAAAAUUAUAUAA
Aspergillus caelatus is the source of this 1952-nucleotide messenger RNA. RefSeq names its product aldehyde dehydrogenase domain-containing protein. The coding region runs from base 300 to 1799 and encodes 499 amino acids. The record is from RefSeq and is a predicted model, not a curated record. NCBI's taxonomy places the organism in Eukaryota, Fungi, Ascomycota, Eurotiomycetes, Eurotiales, Aspergillaceae. Gene Ontology annotation, molecular function: aldehyde dehydrogenase (NAD+) activity. The transcript is spliced from 2 exons.